Molecule: messenger RNA, 687 nt
Organism: Drosophila subobscura
Lineage: Eukaryota; Metazoa; Arthropoda; Insecta; Diptera; Drosophilidae
Product: DNA ligase 1-like
Exons: 1
Coding region: 1-687 (228 amino acids)
Source: RefSeq, a predicted model, not a curated record
AUGAAGCGCAAACAAGAAAAGGAAAAGGAGGAGACAGUUCCUCGCAAGAGUGCAAGGAUUUCCAAAAAGAUUGAAGAGAAGAUUCCACCAAAGGUGGAAAAAAAGAACGAAAAUAUUAAAAAGAAGGUGCCGAUUCCCCGGAAGACGGUCAAUAAGACAAAAAAUAAUCUAUUUCUAAGGCAAAGAAAAAUGAAGCGCAAACAAGAAAAGGAAAAGGAGGAGACAGUUCCUCGCAGGAGUGCAAGGAUUUCCAAAAAGAUUGAAGAGAAGAUUCCACCAAAGGUGGAAAAAAAGAACGAAAAUAUUAAAAAGAAGGUGCCGAUUCCCCGGAAGACGGUCAAUAAGACCAAAAAUAUUCUAUUUCUAAGGCAAAGAAAAAUGAAGCGCAAACAAGAAAAGGAAAAGGAGGAGACAGUUCCUCGCAAGAGUGCAAGGAUUUCCAAAAAGAUUGAAGAGAAGAUUCCACCAAAGGUGGAAAAAAAGAACGAAAAUAUUAAAAAGAAGGUGCCGAUUCCCCGGAAGACGGUCAAUAAGACCAAAAAUAUUCUAUUUCUAAGGCAAAGAAAAAUGAAGCGCAAACAAGAAAAGGAAAAGGAGGAGACAGUUCCUCGCAAGAGUGCAAGGAAGUCCAAAAAUAUUGAAGAGAAGAUUCCACCCAAGGUGGAAAAAAAAGAACGAAAAUAUUAA